Psylliodes chrysocephalus is the source of this 1329-nucleotide messenger RNA. Lineage: Eukaryota; Metazoa; Arthropoda; Insecta; Coleoptera; Chrysomelidae. The record is from the annotation of a GenBank genome assembly.
AUGUACUGUGACAGAGUGAGCAUUUUAGGUUUGUUAGUUGUCAUCAGCGCAACUAUCAAUUCAAUCAGCUGCCUUAACGCUUUCGACUGUGCUGAUGAUUUACCGAAUUAUCGCUACUAUCCCUACGAUUGCCAAAAAUACUUCGGUUGUCAAAGCAGAGCAUUAAAUGUGUAUACUUGUCCAAAUAAUUUAUACUGGAACGAUAUUGUGAAAGCUUGUGACGUACACGAAAAUACUGAUUGCUCUCACAUAAUUCCAUUCCCAGACCCAGACUGUAGCGAUGGUAAAAACACUUACUAUUUAUACCCAUAUGAUUGUUCUAAAUUCUGGGAGUGUUACGAAAAAAGAGUAUAUCUACUGCAAUGUCCAAAUCGCUCUCUCUGGAAUGAGAAAAUAAAAGAAUGCGAUGAACAUACUAAUGUGGAUUGCUCACAUGUUAUCCCAUAUCCAGCAAGUACCACUAGUACCACAACUUCAUCAACGACUCCGCUAACUACUACUCGGCCAACGACUACCCGAUCUACAACUCCACGACCGACUACACCAUCUACAACUCCACCCCCUCCAGAACCAGUAACGCCACCGGAAUGUACCUACGACAAUACUUACUACCCAUAUCCAUAUGAUUGCUCCAAAUUCUACGAAUGUUCUAAUGGGAAACCCGUGAUCAUGCAAUGUAAAGAUGAUUUAGUGUGGAACAAUGCUAUCAAAACUUGUGAUCGUACUUAUAACGUAGAUUGUUCUUAUGUUAUUCCAACUCCUCGUAAGUAUUUUAGUUUUUAUUCUCUUUUACUUUCCUUAAAUCAUUUAAAUUUUAUACAGAACGAUUAUUUUAAUUAAUUUUGUGAAAAAUACCAACGCACUUACGCCUUGGUAAUAUUGCUAUUCUAAUUCUUUGUGCAGCUUUUCUAAUACCUUAGGAUAUUAGAAAAUUAUAGCACUAGUUUAUUUUGACUCUCAAUGCGGUAUUUUUAUCUCAAAAAUAUUUGAUGUAUUUAUAACAUAAAAUUUAGUGGAUAUACAAGUUUUUGUUUCAGAUUUUUUUUAUAUUUAUUUAUAUUAUUUUGUAAUUUUUUUUCUCCCAAAUACCUACUGUUAUGUAACAUCACGAAAUAUGACGUUCAUACACAAAAAUGUGUUCUAUUAAUAACUGUUACUCUCAAAAAAAUUGUUUUCAAAUUCUACAAACUUGUGAUUGUGUCACAUCACCAAUAGUUAGAUAUCAUAAAAAAUAUUAAGGGUAUAGUCCGUUAUUAUGCGAAAUAUCCUAAAGUAAUGACUCUGCUCCACAAUCCCGAAAAAAUUAGGUACGCGAUUGGCUAAAAUUAG